CACAGCAGUUUCUACACUGUGUGAUUAACUCGUGCAGUUCAUGUAAACUUGAAUUUAAGAACAACAGAAAAUAUUCGAGGAGCUACGUCAGCUUUACCCAUCAAAGAGGACAGACUUACUGCAGCAGCUCUCUAUGGGUUCCCACUGGUGGCAGCUUCCUCUGAAACUAAUGGAACCAGAGGAGAGCCAUUACUCUGGCAGUGCACACUCAGCAAACAGUUUGAUCCACAGAAAGUCAGCAUUUAUUGGCAGAACCAAAACAAUACUGAAAUGCUCCACUAUUACAGGAAUGGAAAGGAGGAUUUGGAACAUCAAAGCUUGCCAUUUAAAAACAGAACCAAAAUCUUUCCUGAUCAGUUACGAUCUGGAAACUUGUCCCUUAUCAUCGAUCCGCUGAUGCAUGAAGACAACCUGAAGUCCCUUAAAGUCGUUUUCAACCACGCAGGAAAAAUCAAGGACAAACUCUGCCAAACCAUGGUUCAUGUAGCAGCUAAUUUUAAGGAGCCAAACAUCGAGAUCAACCAAAAGAAGAUGACAGCAACUUGCAUAACACAGGGGGGCUUUCCUGAACCUGAACUGGCAUGGAUUUCCACCGACCACGAAGGACAUGAACGUGCACUGGAACCACCUGAUGUUCUGACCCUGCAGAUCCACAAGGAGGAAGACGGCACCUACAGCGUCAUCAGCACAGCCAACAUCACGGGGUCAAAGACGGUGACCUGCAACGUUUACAACCCAACUUCUAACAAGACUGUGGGAGCAACUGCAGCCCUGCCUGCAGGUGAAGGUCUGCCUGUGGCUGAAACGGGUGGGAUUGGAGUAUUUAUAGUAGCCAUCGUACUUGUAGUACUGAUAGUACUCGCAGCCUUUGGCUACAAGAAAUAUCACCAACAGAGACAACGGAGGCCAGACAGCCCUGAGCCGUCAGCUGCUUAUCUUUCCAACGGUGCUUUGCUAGCAGAGAAUGGAGGUGUGUGCUAGUGCUGUACAGGAAGGUGGCGCUGCACACGGGCUGACCAGUACUGGCAGGACUUUGUCGGGGAUACGUGUGUUAAAACAAACACUGCUGCUCUGCUGUACCUCAAUGCAGGAACAUUGUCCUUCCAUUCAGGCGCAGACAGCCAAAGAGAAAGCUCAGGAGAAGCACAGCUCUGAGGUCAGCUCUCCUGCCAUCGAGGCAGGAUGACCACAGAUGAAGCCUGCAUUAAGAUUCAGAGUGAGACCAAGACCCUAAAGACCAGCUUCAUCUCUGUGGCAUUAUUAAAGUUAGAGCUUCACAUGAUGGGCUGUACCUCGUUAUGCUCAGUAUUUGUAAUUCUUGCUUGAAACAGAUUUCUGAGCUUUAACAUUUCUCCCUCUGUGAAGAUAAACUGAAGGAUCUUGUUACUGUACUUACGUAGAAGGUAUCUGGACUUCAGUAUUUUCUGACAACUUUUUACUGCCUAUAUGUUAACACUACUUUCUACUCCUUGACUUUUCAAAACAGACUCAUUACUUUUGGUUCAACGGUAUCAUUUAUAGUGUUUAUACUUUGGGUUAAAGCGGGCGUACGUAUGUCGUCAGCUUCUAGUUUCUACAGAAGAGGAAAGAGCAUCAAGGAUGUUUCUCCAACGUUUCUAUCGGCUCAACAAACAUCAGCAAACACACAGUUUGUCUCACAGUGUGUCUCACAGUGUGUGCUAAAGCUAAAGGUGAGAGCUACGUUCACUCAGAGAUGGAGACAGAUCAGAAAGACGGACAGGAGAGGAAGAGCUUAGACUUAAUGUUUAUAUCCUUAACCAUACUAUGCAGUUACAACCUAUAAUUAUCUGAGCUUAGUCCACAACAACAUCGGCACGUUUAAAGUGAAAUAUUCUUUUACUCUCUUCACCUUAAAAACUAUCCUAAAAUAUGAUGACAGCAUCCAUCUCAUCCUAGAACGACUAAACAGCCGAUUCAUGAACAAAAUAACUGACAGACAUCAAAAUGUGAAGAUUUGUAUUUCCCUUGAAGUCACUUUGUCCUCAUGUAAACGCGUUCAUGCACAUUCACGUGUUUUCUUCCUACAGGACACCUGACCAACAAACAUGUAAUAGUAUUUGUACAGUAACAGUAUCCAGAGUACUUUAGGUUCGAAUCACUGCUGCGGGUGUUUUGGCUCAGCCAAACACGUGUGGUUCACAUCCAUGUGUGUCCACUCAUGAGAAGGACACACAUGUAGUCCUGCAUUCACUUCAUCAAUGAAUCGGAGUGAACGUUUGUCCUGCAUUAACUCUGUGGGGUCUUCACCUUACAGUAACACGUGUGUUUGUUCACUGAUGCUAUAUGAAUAAAAGGGAACUACAGGUG
Messenger RNA from Maylandia zebra (zebra mbuna), 2328 nucleotides. RefSeq names its product ICOS ligand. The record is from RefSeq and is a predicted model, not a curated record. Gene Ontology annotation, biological process: cell surface receptor signaling pathway; cellular response to lipopolysaccharide; negative regulation of T cell proliferation. Gene Ontology annotation, cellular component: external side of plasma membrane. NCBI's taxonomy places the organism in Eukaryota, Metazoa, Chordata, Actinopteri, Cichliformes, Cichlidae.